AUGAAGAGGCCAUGCUCCUUCCCCAUACGCACUUCGUCUUUGCGCCUGUUUCUUCCUCAUUGUCUUUCGGCCACGGACAAGGCAGGCCUGCCGUAUUUCAACCGUUAUUCCUCCCGUGCCUUCUCCACUGCGUCUAAAUCAAGGGCGCCGACAGCGAGUACAAGUCGGGUUUUGUAUGAGCCUAUUGAGAGCGUGGAACGAAUGGAAUAUUACCAGAAGGGUGGCUACCAUGCUGUGGAAAUUGGCAACUACUUUCAUGAUCGCUAUCGUAUCGUUCACAAACUCGGUCACGGCACAUACUCAACAAUCUGGCUAGCCCGGGACGAGAUAUCUAACCGAUAUGUUGUUGUCAAGAUUUGUACGGCGGAUUCGGACCCUCUUGAGACCGAUGUACUGUCCCAGCUAUCAGAACCUCUAAAGUCAUCAGAUAUAGACAAAACGAUGAUACCUAUGAUUUUAGAUAGGUUCAAUAUCCAAGGCCCCAACGGUAACCACGCCUGCCUGGUAACAAUCCCGGCACGGAUAAGCUUAUCUGAGGCAAAGAAGGGAUCAUGGAUAGGCCUGUUUCAGAUUAAUAUAGCUCAUGCACUGGCAGUACAGCUCGCGACGGUGAUCCAGUAUAUACACUCGGAAGACUUUAUUCAUAGAGACCUUUAUCGUGGAAACAUCCUCCUCCAACUCCAAUCCAACUUCGAUAAGCUGUCUACUAAGCAGCUAUAUGAGCUGUAUGGAGAGCCGGAACUUAAGCUAGUUAAUUAA
Molecule: messenger RNA, 759 nt
Organism: Aspergillus puulaauensis
Lineage: Eukaryota; Fungi; Ascomycota; Eurotiomycetes; Eurotiales; Aspergillaceae
Exons: 1
Coding region: 1-759 (252 amino acids)
Biological process (GO): regulation of mRNA processing; protein phosphorylation; spliceosomal complex assembly
Molecular function (GO): protein kinase activity; ATP binding
Source: RefSeq, a predicted model, not a curated record